UCCGUCGGGAGACCUACUCUACCUAUAUCUACAAGGUCCUUAAGCAGGUCCACCCCGACACCGGAAUCUCAAACAAAGCAAUGUCCAUCAUGAACUCCUUCGUCAACGACAUCUUUGAGCGUAUUGCCGGAGAGGCCUCGAAGCUCGCCGCGUACAACAAGCGUUCCACCAUUUCCUCCCGCGAGAUUCAGACUGCUGUGCGUCUCAUCCUCCCUGGAGAACUUGCCAAGCACGCUGUUUCUGAGGGCACCAAGGCCGUUACCAAAUACCAGAGCUCCAAGUAGUGACGGGGAUAUAUAUCCGAAAGUUUUGAGAUAUGCACUCGUGUUUUCUUCAGCACGUCAGAGGUGCUUCUUGUUGUUGUAGAUAUGGUCUUUGAAAAGUCUUUGGAAUGAAAGAGAGAAUGCCAAAAUUGAGC
Messenger RNA from Fimicolochytrium jonesii, 418 nucleotides. Its product is annotated as histone H2B 1/2/3/4/6. The transcript has 3 exons. Bases 81 to 284 code for a protein of 67 amino acids. Lineage: Eukaryota; Fungi; Chytridiomycota; Chytridiomycetes; Spizellomycetales; Powellomycetaceae. Gene Ontology annotation, biological process: nucleosome assembly. The record is from RefSeq and is a predicted model, not a curated record. Gene Ontology annotation, molecular function: protein heterodimerization activity; structural constituent of chromatin; DNA binding. Gene Ontology annotation, cellular component: nucleosome.